Fomitopsis serialis is the source of this 882-nucleotide messenger RNA. RefSeq lists its product as uncharacterized. The coding region runs from base 1 to 882 and encodes 293 amino acids. Lineage: Eukaryota; Fungi; Basidiomycota; Agaricomycetes; Polyporales; Fomitopsidaceae. The transcript is spliced from 6 exons. The record is from RefSeq and is a predicted model, not a curated record.
AUGGCUUCCAAGAUUCUCCAAAAAGCCAUACAAUCUGCAGGUGGCCCUCGUAGAUCAGCUCGACAUGCCAGCCAGCGACAAGUCCCGGAUUCGGCCCCACCCCCUGUGGACGAUGGCAACGCAGCACAUUCUUCUGGCAACAACCGAGACAGUCCUGAGCCCAACAGCAGGCCACCUCGAAAUGCGAAGACUGUCGCUCAGUCUAAGACCUCUGAGAGUCUCUUGAGUCAGCGGAAACCUCGUAAACGCACCAAGUCGGCUGUCGACGAGCCUGUGUCGGUGGAUCCAAAGCGUAAGAAGUCGGGCCAGUCAGCAUCAUCUGUGACUGCAUCGUCCAAACGCCGUCAAGUUCCUAGGGCCCCGAACUUUGAAGAUGACGAGUCAAGUGACGAUAGGCCUCUCGGAACACCAGCACAAUCACGCGGUCGUUCCCUUCCAUCAGCAGACCGUAACGUAACAUCAUCUUGCCCAGCUAUGUCUAACACUAAGCCUCGUCACGGUACUAAGUCCACUGCUCGCAUCCAAGCAGCCAGCAAGGCGAAGACCUUGCCGCCGAGCCAUGGGCAUGAAGACGCUGACGCUGACGGGUUCAGUCCGGCGUCGUCUGAUUCUGACAAGCAAUCAGAUGAACACUCCUCUGAGUUGUCGUCCAAUGACGAGGAUCUGGAAGUCAUCAAUAACAAUCCCAACAAGUUAAAGAAGACAAUGGAACUUGAGGCUUUCGAGCAACCCGACGAGGGUGCCGUGCGUGCGGCGCUGGUCGACUGCGAUGUUGUGAAUCGUCUACCCAUGGACUCGAGGUUGUCGGGCAGCUGGCGAAAGUCGGACAGGAUCAACGACUCGCGCUGUACCAAUGUCUCGGACCACGCGAUCGUAGGGUAG